This is a messenger RNA of Rubroshorea leprosula, 925 nucleotides long. NCBI's taxonomy places the organism in Eukaryota, Viridiplantae, Streptophyta, Magnoliopsida, Malvales, Dipterocarpaceae. The record is from the annotation of a GenBank genome assembly.
GAAACAGUGCCAUAUUUUAACCUUAACCCUUGUUUCUUGUACUUGAUAUGGAGCUUCAACUGACUCUUGCUCUCCCAACCUAUGAUCCUAAAGGAACUUUCUACCUGAACAAACAUGAAUUCAAGCCGAAGGGCAUGGCCAGAUUGAAACGCGGGUUUGAAGAGGCAUUUGGGAAGAACAGAGAAGAAUGCAGGACUAAGAAUUUACUUCUAUGGAGUGGUCAGCCAAACGAAGAAGAUGAUGGCAAUAGUCCAAAAAUCACUUCUUCCCCUACUAACAAGGACGAUGAAGAAGAAGAUGGAGUUGUGGGUUGGCCGCCGAUUAAGUCAUCGAGGAAGAAAUUAUUUCACCAGAUCAACCAAGUGGUUGGCCGGAGGGAGAAUAACAAUGGGAGAUCGAUGUAUGUGAAGGUGAAGAUGGAAGGAGUAGCGAUAACAAGAAAAGUUGAUAUGAGGCUUUUUGACUCUUACCAGGCACUCACAAACUCCUUGAUUAGCAUGUUUGCUCACAACUAUGAUGACAAAGAUGGUGCAGGGAACCGAAUCAUUUAUCAGGACAAAGAUGGAGAUUGGCUGCUUGUAGGAGAUGUUCCAUGGCAGACUUUUAUAGGGUCUGUUCAAAGGCUGGAGAUACUAAGGAACUAUAAUUAAUUAGUCCAGCCUAUGGGGUUUGCAGACUGCAGAUGAUGUGUGCUAAUACAUCGAACUACGGUGCACUAUGGGAGUUUGAAUGUAAAAGGGUAAUAAUUAAUUAGUUUUUUUUUUCUAUAAUUAGGUUAAAUUACAACCUAAAUUAAGGAACUAUGAUUUGUUGGACCUAAUUUGAUUAAGUUUGUAAACUAUAUAUGCUUGUUCGAUUAAGUGUGAGUUUUUUUCUUUUAUUGUGGCUUGAAAAUUGAGAAGGCAAAUAAAAUUUAUAGCUAUAG